GGGGCUCCAGAUGCCGCGCCGGCAGAAGCUGACAUCCAGGAGCCGGCAGGAGAUGCGGACGGUGAGGCAUCGCCGACGUCCCGCUUUGGAGGGGCCGCGACUACCGAGGGUGGUGAUGAGACCAACACGGAAGGUGAUGACAGCCCUUCCGACAAGGUAGUGAGGAGACAGAUGGUGCACAGGCAAGCUUCCAAGGAGAUCAUUGAAGGUAUCCGAAGGAAGCGAAGCACAUCGAUCCAGUCAUCAACUCACGACGAUGACGCGCAGGAUAAAAUCGAUGCAGAAGAAGCCAGGUGGCGGAUUCCUGCCAGCUUCUUCUACGACCCAAGCGCCCCGGAGCUCAACCCGCCUUUGGAGGAUCGAGAGUUGCCGCGGCAAGGGACGCGAGCAGCUCGCUUCAUGG
Molecule: messenger RNA, 403 nt
Organism: Symbiodinium necroappetens
Lineage: Eukaryota; Dinophyceae; Suessiales; Symbiodiniaceae
Source: the annotation of a GenBank genome assembly